AUGGCCUAUCGGGAAAAUGCUCCAGGCUGCGAGCCCCGGCACAAUCUCAUACCUGUCUGGGAUGGGGCACCGCAGGGUUGGAGGCGCUACAGGGACGACGUUGAGAUCUGGGCGCUUGGGACCAAUCUGGAGGUCAACUACCGUGUGGCGGCCCGGCUGGUCUCGAGGCUUCGAGGGGCAGCUCGUCACGUCGGGCUCCGCAUCCCUCGGGACCAGCUCCAGCCCCUCCCAGCUGUCGCGGAGGUGCGCGACGACGACGGCAACAUCGUGGAGGAGGCUCAGCCGGCCGACGACAUGCGAGGAAUCAACAAUGUGCUGGGGGCGCUGGAGGCCGCUUUAGGAGGCAAGUACGUUACCAGGCGCGGAGAGACCAUGGCCGACUUCUUCAGGAGUGCUCACUACAAUAGGAGGCCAGGGGAGCGCAUGAUGGACUAUGUGGCACGCUUCGAAGAAGGCGUUCAGAAGUUCGAUGACGACGGAGUGCGGUUUGCAGACCAGCAUGACAUCCUGGGCUGGUGGUUUCUAGAGAAGUGCUGCCUGUCCGCGGAGCGCCGUGAGCGCGUCGUUUCGCAGCUGCCCGACGACAAAUACGCGUACCGCGACAUCAAGACGAUUGCGAUCUGGAUAUUCCCCGACUUGCAAAUUACAGAGGCCAGGAGGUCGCUACCGCAGCGACCGCACCAGCAGCGAGGCCAUCGAUGGUUCCCAGCAGGUAGUGGCUCUGGCGCAAGAGGAGUGAACGCUACCGAGCAUGAGGAGCUCCACGGCGGCGACGACCAGGAGUUCUGCGACGAGCUCGGCGAGUACGACAAGUACGGCGAGGACGGCCACGAGGUCAACGAAGUAAAAAUCUCCGAGAUCCAGGGGUUCGUGCGACAGGAGCUCGAGGCCCUCACGACCGAGCUGGAAGACGCCGAGGUGGACCUCUCGGCUGACCAGACCGCGGCCCUGGAGGAAGCAGCGCUGCAGGUCUCCCAGCUGCCCGAGGCUCUCGGGGUGGUCAGAGACGCGCGCGGCAGGAUCCAGGAGCGAGAUGGUGGUGGCAAGUCCACGGGCAAGUCUCGCGGCCGAUCGGCUGGACGUGGGGCUGCUGGGCCAGGCCGUGGUCCGCAAGGUGGCAGUGGUAAGGGCCGUGAGCUCGCGGAGAAGCUGAAGCAACGCAAGCCGAAGCCGACCUGCAAGGCCUGUGGGCUUCAAGGGCACUGGGCUGGAGACCCGGAGUGCAAGGCUCCGCGGGCUACCAUGGUGACGGCGGGCGACGACUCGGACUCGGGUCACGACGCCAUGGCCGUGGAGCAGGUGACUGGCAAGAAGCUGUUCGAGAAGCAGGUCCUCCGCAACGAGCUGGUGCACAUGGUCAACGACCAUCUCAGGGGCGUGGUUGACUCAGCGUGCGUCGUCUCCGUGAUGGGCGACGUCUGGUGGGAGGCCUAUUUCGGGGCGCUGAAGGCGAUCGGGAUCGACGACCUUGUCGAGCGCGAGCAGAUCGACGAGAAAGUCAGGGCCUGCGUCGUGAAGAGUGAGAAGCUCAACCUACAGUUAGGGCGAGACUUCCUGGAGGCGAUCGGCUCUGGCAUCGACGUGGCGCGCAGGAUGCUCACCGUCCGCACGGGUUCCCAACCGCUGCUGGGCUCCGAGAACAGCCGCUUCGCGUUGGAGCUGAAGCCCGAAAAGUACAAGGCCUUCGCCAUCGCCGCGACUACGCGCUGCGCCAAGGCUGGCGGGAACAACAAGGAGAGCCAGGAAAUCGACCAGACCACUGGGGCCAGCGCGAAGGUCAGCUUCAUUGAGCACACCGAGCCGGAGAGCGAGCCGAAGGACACCAACGAUACGUGGGCUACCCAGAGCACUAAACCAAGCAAGCCAGGCACUAUGGUCGAAUACUGCUGCGAGCUGGGCCGCCUCACGGCAGAGGUCUGGACUGCUGCAGGUGGCAAAGCACAUCGACUCGGAUGUCAAGCUGACGAUCUACGACGGCGUGAGCACUCCAAGAGGGCAGGUGACCUGUUGGAGACGUUCGCCAGAGCUGGAGGCGGACGUGCGGACGUACUGUGGGGCAGCCCACCCUGCAGCCCUUGGACGGCGCUCCAGAACUUUAUGAAGAAUAACGCCCGGCUGGCCAUCGACCAGGGCGAAAGCAGGCACAUGAUCAAGUUGUUCAUCGUGGAGGCCAAGCGGGCCCCAGAAGUUGGAGCGACCGUCACGUUCGAGCGGCCUGUGAACUGCAACGGCUGGAAUGAGCCCGAGAUCCUACAACUCAAAAGGUUGCUGCUCUUCGAGUGCGUGCUCGACGACUGCGCCUGCGGCCUGGAGAACGGCCAGACCGACAAGUCUGUCAGGAAACCCUGGAAGGGAUUCCUGAGGGGUAUCGCGGACGUCAAUUACACCUUGGUCACGCUGCAGAAUGAUCCCGAGGGCGAGGGCAUAGGGAAGGAGCCCAGAGAUAUCCUCGCGACUCUAGAGCCCGAGCACAGGUGCGUCGAAGUACGCUAUCGCAUCUGCGCUGGUCCACAAUUGCCCUACCUGCAUCAAGCUGGCUUCGCCCUCGGCCACGGUGGCAUCUUCGCUGAGGGAUCGUUGAAGGAGUUUGGCGACUGCUUGGCCAUCGACACUUUCGAGCUCGCCGACGCCCAGGGCGGCAGCAAGGCCAUGCUGGACUCCUGGUCGCUGACGCUGGGGGGUCCGAACUCGGUGAUCGCAGACAUGGGCGGCGAGUUCGAGCGCGAGGUCAAGGACGAGCUGGAGUGCAUGGGCUCGAGGAUCGUCUCGAGCGCAUCCUACAGCCCGACGCAGAACGCUAUCUGCGAGAUGCACGGCCAGACGUGGAAGGCACACGCACGCGCCCAAAUCUCCGAUUUAGUUCUCACUUUCAAGAAGGAUGAUCAAAUCACGUGGAUGACGGCGGCGAUCGACUACGCGGUGAACUCUGCAGUGGGGCGCUCUGUGGCGGCACUCGAGGCCAACCACAAGAUCGGCGAGGCCUUCCUCGCCAAGAACAGGGCCGCCACCACGGCCCUGGCGGCAGCUACAUACCAG
Molecule: messenger RNA, 3036 nt
Organism: Prorocentrum cordatum
Lineage: Eukaryota; Dinophyceae; Prorocentrales; Prorocentraceae
Source: the annotation of a GenBank genome assembly